ACACCUAACCUCAAAAAAUGUGUGCGUGUGAAUUUCGUCUCUGUGUGUGUAACUCGCUUGGCUUUUGAAUGGAAUAAUUUUCCAUAAAAUUCAAUGAAACAUUCUCAAUUUUUUAUUUAAUGGAUAGUAUAAUUAUUUAAGUAAAUUGAUGGCUUCAAACGAAGGAAUUCCACCGGCAGUUGCUGGCUUUCCUCCAGGUGCACCAAAUAUGGCCACAACAUUCGUUCCUCCGAUUCUACCAGCGGCUCCGUUUAUUCAACCGCCGGGUCUUCCUCCAGGUCCUCCAGGAAUGAUGCCACCGCAAUUUUCCAUUCCGCCUCCGGGUUUUGGUUUCCCGAUGGGCGCCGCACCACCUCCCGAAGCCGGUGUUAUUGCGGCACCGCCACAAAUAACGGCACCGGGAGUUCCACCGCCAGCGCCAACUCUCACGGACAUAAAAUCAGUGACGACGUUGUCGGAGAAAAAGUGCGAUUGGUCGGAGCACAAGGCGCCCGAUGGUCGCACUUAUUAUUACAACAAUACGACGAAACAAUCGUUGUGGGAGAAACCGGACGAAUUGAAGAGUCAGAGUGAAUUAUUGUUGUCGCAGUGCCCGUGGAAGGAGUACAAGUCGGAGAAUGGCAAAGUCUACUAUCACAAUGUGGCGACGAAGGAAUCACGUUGGACAAUUCCGCCGGAAUUGGACGAACUCAAGAUGAGAAUUGUCGCCGAGGAUGCUGCAGCUGCGGCCGCUGCAGCAGUCGCGAGUGCCACGAACACCCUGAAAAAUCCAUUUUUAGUUACAAACUUUAGUGGUGGAUUGGGUUCAGUGGCAAUGCAACGAAUGUCGCCGAAUAUUGCCGCGAACCUUUCGCAAACGUCAACGCCGGAAUCGGCGGGCAAAUCGGCAAUUGAACAAGCCAUGGCGGCGACAUUGGCGGCAAUAAACAUUCCCACACCGCCUUCGAAGCCCAACGACGAGGACAGCAAUUCGGCGAAGGAAUCGGCGAAUGGCAGUCGAACGAGUACACCAGAGCCGAAAAUGCAAUUCAAGGACAAAAAGGAGGCGAUCGAGGCCUUCAAGGAGUUGCUCAAGGAGAAGGACGUCCCGUCGAAUGCGACUUGGGAGCAGGCGGUGAAAAUGAUACAGAACGAUUCGCGUUAUCCGCAAAUGAAAAAAUUGAACGAACGCAAACAGGCCUUCAACGCCUACAAGACGCAGAAGUUGAAGGAGGAACGCGAACAAGAGAGAUUGAGAUUGAAGAAAGCAAAGGAGGACCUCGAGGCAUUUUUACUUGAACCAACGCGAAUGUUGAGCACAACCAAGUAUUACAAGUGCGAGGAAAUGUACGGCAAUUUAGAAGUAUGGCGCUCGGUGGGCGAUUCAGAUCGUCGCGAUAUUUAUGAGGAUGUUAUUUUUAAUUUAGCGAAACGCGAGAAGGAGGAGGCGAAAGUAUUGAAGAAACGAAACACUAAACGAAUGGCACAAGUUUUAGAUGCACUGACGGACGUGACUUAUCGCACCACGUGGCAAGAGGCGCAAGCACUGCUCAUUCAGCACACCUCGUUCGCCGAGGACGCCGACCUGCUGCAAAUGGACAAGGAGGACGCGAUCCUUGUCUUUGAGAAUCACAUUCGACAGCUCGAGAAGGACGAGGAGGAGGAGAAGGAGCGAGAGAAGAAGCGACGAAAACGACAGGAGCGCAAGAAUCGCGAUGGCUUUAUCAGUCUUCUCGACGAACUGCACGAACAGGGGAAAUUAACCUCAAUGUCCCUCUGGGUCGAACUGUAUCCAAUGCUGUCGGCAGACCUUCGUUUCUCGGCCAUGCUCGGACAAUCAGGAUCGACGCCCCUCGAUCUCUUCAAAUUCUACGUUGCCGAUUUGAAAUCGCGCUUCCACGACGAGAAGAAAAUAAUUCGCGAAAUUCUCAAGGAUCGCAAUUUCGAAGUUCAGGUGAACACGACUUUCGAGGAGUUCGCCACUGUUGUUUGCGAGGACAGAAAAUCGGCGACACUCGACGCGGGCAAUGUGAAGUUGACCUAUAAUUCACUGCUGGAAAAGGCGGAGGCACGCGAGAAGGAGAGAGUCAAGGAGGAGACGAGGAAAUUCAAAAAACUCGAGUCAGGUUUUAAGAAUUUAUUAAAAACAUUGGGUGUCGAUUAUCAAAUGACGUGGGACGAUGUGAGAAUGAAAAUCGAGGAGGAGCCGGAUUUUAAAGCAAUUUCAUUGGAGAGCGAGAGAUUGAGAAUAUUCAAGGAAUAUCAACAUGAAUUGGAGGAGAGUUGCAGUCAUCAUCAUAUUCGCAGUCGGAAGAAGAAGACGAAAAAACCAAAACGAAAAUCACGUUCCAAAUCACAUAGCGAUUCCGAGGGUAGUGAGAAGGGCCUUAAGAAAAAGAGACACAGAUCGAGAUCGGCGAGUCCAGGCAGCAAAUCCGACAGUUCGGAAUCGGAAACAAAAAAGAAGAGGAGGAAAAAUAAAAAGAAACGUGGUCGCAGUCAUUCGAGAUCACACUCGAGGCUUCCGUCCUCUGAAGGCUCACCGGAUCAACGAAGGAAAGAAGAUAAACAUCGACGAGCCUCAAUUCAAAGUGACGGCUCAUUAAAUGACAAUGUCGAGCAGCACGAACUAUCCGAAGACGAAUUAGAAAAACAAAAAGCACAAAUUCUUCGCGAAUUACAAAUGCAACAGGAAGAAAAUUAAAUACAAAAAAGAAGAAAAGGGAAACUAAAAUUAUUUAAGGUAUUGCUUUUAUAUUGACAAAUUUCAUAAAUUUCUCAUCAAAUUAAAUAAUUUGAAAUUUAA
This is a messenger RNA of Leptopilina heterotoma, 2785 nucleotides long. RefSeq names its product pre-mRNA-processing factor 40 homolog A (gene Prp40). Bases 149 to 2683 code for a protein of 844 amino acids. Lineage: Eukaryota; Metazoa; Arthropoda; Insecta; Hymenoptera; Figitidae. Gene Ontology annotation, molecular function: RNA binding; protein binding. Gene Ontology annotation, biological process: mRNA cis splicing, via spliceosome. The record is from RefSeq and is a predicted model, not a curated record. The transcript is spliced from 9 exons. Gene Ontology annotation, cellular component: U1 snRNP; U2-type prespliceosome.